Molecule: messenger RNA, 738 nt
Organism: Ahaetulla prasina
Lineage: Eukaryota; Metazoa; Chordata; Lepidosauria; Squamata; Colubridae
Product: stress-associated endoplasmic reticulum protein 2-like
Exons: 3
Coding region: 84-281 (65 amino acids)
Biological process (GO): endoplasmic reticulum unfolded protein response
Cellular component (GO): endoplasmic reticulum
Source: RefSeq, a predicted model, not a curated record
CGCUGCGCCUGCGCGGGGGAGGCGGCGGCGGGGACUCGGCCAGAGGCGCCACGACAGCCGCGCAGCCCCCGCUCCCCCUCGCCAUGUCCGGCGUGCAGCGCAUGAAGGUGGCCAACGAGCGGCACAGCAAGAGCAUCACGCAGCGCGGCGGCCCCCACCGAGCCCCGACCCCGCAGGAGGAGAAGGCGCCGGUGGGGCCGUGGCUGCUGGCCCUCUUCGUCUUCGUGGUCUGCGGGUCAGCCAUCUUCCAGAUGAUCCAGAGCAUCCGCCUGGGAGGCUAAGCGGCCGAUGGAGCGGCGGUCCCGGCACCGGCAGCCCUCAGGGACUCUUGAAGGGGGGGGGCGCCUUUUCUGGACCCCCUUGGAAAUGUUUACAGCCAUGAGCCUCGUCUUCCUUUGCUUGCCGCCCCAAAGCGACUCUCUCCUGGAUCCGGCGGGUCCCGCUCCCCCGUUUUCUCCGGAGCCCCGCCGGGGUCUGGCGGGCCCUGAACUGAAGGACGGGGUGAGCCCCGGCCCCAACGUGGGGCGGAGAGGCUGCCCGGCCUGGGGUGCUUCCUGAGGAAUUGGAGCGGUUUCUUACGAGGAAAGGCAAGGGGGCCGGGGGUCUUUCGGGGUCUGCAGCCCCGUGGGGGGGGGCGUCUGCUCUGGAAGCUGCUUUUGCUCCGUGUGUCAAGCCCACCACCCCUUUUCCCUAGCCAUCAAACCGUUGAGCUGCUGAAUAAAAAGUAUUACCAUCUUG